Molecule: messenger RNA, 2066 nt
Organism: Molossus molossus (Pallas's mastiff bat)
Lineage: Eukaryota; Metazoa; Chordata; Mammalia; Chiroptera; Molossidae
Gene: TRAPPC13
Product: trafficking protein particle complex 13
Exons: 13
Coding region: 62-1315 (417 amino acids)
Cellular component (GO): TRAPPIII protein complex
Source: RefSeq, a predicted model, not a curated record
UUCGCUUCCGUGUUGGAUUGAACCUUCUCAGCCCCCGUAGGCUUUGAGUCGACGGGUCAAAAUGGAAGUAAAUCCCCCCAAACAGGAGCACCUGCUGGCCCUGAAAGUGAUGCGGUUGACUAAGCCUACUUUAUUCACCAAUAUUCCAGUAACAUGUGAAGAGAAAGACUUACCUGGAGAUCUCUUUAACCAGCUCAUGAGAGAGGAUCCUUCAACUGUAAAUGGUGCAGAAACUUUAAUGCUGGGAGAAAUGUUAACUUUACCACAGAAUUUCGGGAACAUAUUUUUGGGAGAGACCUUUUCCAGUUAUAUUAGCGUUCAUAAUGAUAGCAAUCAAGUGGUAAAAGAUAUAUUGGUAAAAGCUGAUCUUCAGACAAGCUCUCAGCGUUUAAAUCUUUCAGCCUCCAAUGCUGCAGUGGCUGAACUUAAACCUGAUUGUUGUAUUGAUGAUGUCAUACACCAUGAAGUAAAGGAAAUUGGAACACACAUCUUGGUGUGUGCAGUGAGUUAUACAACUCAGGGCGGAGAAAAAAUGUAUUUUAGAAAAUUCUUCAAAUUUCAGGUUCUCAAACCACUGGAUGUGAAAACCAAAUUUUACAAUGCAGAGAGUGACCUCAGUUCUGUGACUGAUGAAGUAUUUCUCGAAGCCCAGAUUCAGAAUAUUACCACCUCACCCAUGUUUAUGGAGAAAGUUUCAUUGGAACCAUCUAUAAUGUACAAUGUAGCAGAAUUAAAUUCAGUCACCCAAGCUGGAGAAUGUGUAACUACGUUUGGGUCAAGAACAUAUUUGCAGCCAAUGGAUACACGCCAGUACUUGUACUGCCUAAAGCCCAAGAAGGAGUUUGCAGAAAAAGCAGGCAUCAUUAAGGGAGUAACAGUAAUUGGAAAAUUGGAUAUAGUGUGGAAAACAAAUCUAGGUGAAAGGGGAAGAUUACAGACCAGCCAACUUCAGAGAAUGGCUCCAGGUUAUGGAGAUGUUAGGUUGUCUUUGGAGGCAAUCCCAGAUACCGUAAUCCUAGAAGAACCUUUUCAUAUUACCUGUAAAAUAACAAACUGCAGUGAGAGGACUAUGGACCUCGUUUUGGAAAUGUGCAAUACCAAUUCUAUCCACUGGUGCGGCAUUUCAGGAAGACAGCUUGGAAAGCUACACCCAAGUUCCUGUCUCUGCCUUGCCCUUACUCUACUGUCGUCAGUACAGGGACUGCAGAGCGUCUCCGGCUUAAGACUAACAGACACGUUUCUAAAGAGAACAUACGAGUAUGAUGACAUCGCACAAGUCUGUGUGGUAUCUUCGGCCACUAAAGUGGAAAGCUGAAGAAAAUGUCCAAUGUUAUGCUUUCCAUUGAGUUUUAGAAAACUUUCUGUAUUUCUCUUGCCUUUGUAAAAUGAUGAACAGUAAAAAUAAGUAUAUAUUAUUUAAGUUUCCUGUAAAACAGUUAAAAUAUUAAAUAUUUGUUUUGAAAAGACCAUCUACUGAUUUUAUCUUGAGAGUUGUAUUUUAAAAGAACGUGUAUAUUUUCUAUACAUAUCUAUUUGUUUCAGUUAGAUGACCAUUGGACUUUGUUCUCUAAAAGCUCUAUAUUUGAGGCCAUUUGUCUCUAGCAAGUAUCUAGGCCAGGGAUCAGCAACAUUUUUAUGUAAAGGCCCAGAUUCUAAAUAUUUUAGGCUUUGCAGGCCAUGUGGUUUCUAUUGGAAAUGCUGUUGUAGUGUGAGAUCAGCCAAUAGGCAAAAAGAGUCCAGGGGUGUUUACAAAAUGGGGCAGCUGGCCUGCAGGCUGCAAUUUGUUGACAGCUGUUUCUAAAAACUUCAGAAUUUUUAUAAUACAUUAUUCAGAAAUAUUUCAGUUAACUCCAGUUUUUUCCUAGCUCCUUAGUCAACAGAAACUUGUUUAAAGAAACUAGGAUGGUCCCCAAGUAACCUUAUAUUUGCUAGCACAGUAUGAAUUCUUAUAGAUGUUUUCAAAUUAUUGUGUUGGUGUGUAUCUGUGUUUGUGUACAACCCUGCACAUGUCUAAGUUUCAGUUACUAACAGCAGAUCAGAAUUGGUUUUAUUUCUUACAUUGUCGA